Cydia strobilella is the source of this 8311-nucleotide messenger RNA. It is a transcript of the gene Pez, whose product is annotated as tyrosine-protein phosphatase non-receptor type 21. Gene Ontology annotation, biological process: protein dephosphorylation. NCBI's taxonomy places the organism in Eukaryota, Metazoa, Arthropoda, Insecta, Lepidoptera, Tortricidae. The record is from RefSeq and is a predicted model, not a curated record. Gene Ontology annotation, molecular function: protein tyrosine phosphatase activity. The transcript has 11 exons. Gene Ontology annotation, cellular component: cytoskeleton. The coding region runs from base 269 to 3706 and encodes 1145 amino acids.
UGUCAGAUUUCGAUGGCCGCAAUGUUGUGAAUUUUAUAUUUCGCGUAGUGUUUACUUGGCAAAUUUUAUUACUUUCCGCGUAUACAGCGUCACCGGGUCUACGUCCGUCCGCCGUAAAGUAUAUGUAACGCGCUAUUCUUAUUAGAAAUGCGAUGGAAACGUGCGCGUAACGAACGCGUAAGGCCGUAUUCUUAUGCGGUAAACGUAUCAUACGGUUGCGGUUUACGUUUGUUUUCUAUGUGAUGCUACUGCUAAUCAGAGGCUAACGAUGCCUUUUAAACUGUUGAAGAAGACGCGGCAGUACAACGUAGCAUCGAAAAGUCUGUUCGUGAUCAGUGUAGAGUUGUUAGAUGGAGGUGUAGCGGAUUGCACGCUCUCGGUUGAUUCUACGGGACAGGAAUGUCUGGACAACGUGUGCCAGCGGCAGGCGAUCAACCAGCCGGAGUUCUUCGGGCUCCGUUACGUGAACAGGCAGCAGCAGCCGCGAUGGGUGCAGUUGGAACGUCCGUUAAAGCGUCAGUUGGACAAAUACGCGUCUUCCCACCAACUGUACUUGCGUGUGAUGUACUAUGUGAUAUCGGGUACGAGUUUAAUAACAGAUGAAGUCACUCGCAACCACUAUUUCCUGCAGCUAAAGAAUGAUUUAGUGGAAGGACGGAUAAUCUGUGAUUGUCAGCAAGCAGUUGUGUUAGCUUCGUACAGUCGACAAGCAGAAUAUGGUAAUCAUGACCGGGAGCGGCAUACGGUAGAGUACUUGAAGAACUUGCUGACGUUUCCGAAGCAGAUGCUGGAUAACGGGCAGUUGAUUGAUGCAAGUACAUUGGCGGAGACGGGGAAGUUGGAAUGGCUGACUGCAGCAGUCAUACAGCAUCAUAUGGCAUUGCAUAAUAUGUCCCAGGCUCAAGCAGAAGAAGGCUUCAUCACAACAUGCCAACAACUGCGAGGUUACGGCCAGGAGCUGUUCUCGGCGAAGGACGCCGGCACGAGCGAGGAGGUCACUAUCGCCGUCUCGCUCACCGGCAUCCGAGUGCUGAGCGAGCAUAGCGACACGCCGCAUUUCUACAGAUGGUCAGACAUCACAAUAGUGAUAAACCGCAAGCGAACGUUCAGCAUCGAAUGCCAGCGGGCGAACGAGUCCGCCUCGUUCCUACUGCCCAGUCCAGAGGCCGGGAAAUAUGUGUGGAGGAGCUGUGUGCUGCAGCACACGUUUCAUAUGAGGCAUCAGCAGGCGUUGAACGCGCCGCAUGACACCACUACUAACUUCCAGCAGGAGAUUGGUCUCUCAGACAGCCGCGAAGAACUAGACUCCAGGGAAGCCAGCAGUUCACGUCUAGAGUCCAGUCUGAGCCUGUCACACCGAGCGCAUUCUACCUCCUGUCUCGAGCUGAGAGACGCACUUCCACCUCGCGCCAGAGUCCAACUACCACAGUACCGUCCCGCGCCCGACUACGAAACCGCCGUCCAACAGAAAUACCAACAACAACGCGCCGAAGCACAACUACGCUACCAAAACCACGCCGUCGCCAAACCUCUCGCCUAUGGCUCGCAUCCCGACAUACACCGCAUACACUAUCCCGACGUCACUAGACAUACGAUAAACCAGGCGGCCGCUACUGAUGACUACCUAUACGGCCUUAAAUACAUGAAUAACUAUCAGAUAGCUGUCCAUCCUGACGUCAAACCAAUGCAUUAUGUCAAUGUCUACAAACCACCACCACCUUACCCUUCAAAUGGUUUAGCUUCAAACUCAACACCAGAUUUAGCCGUUGCCAGCCAAGCGCUAAACUACCAUAGGGGUUAUAUCAACUCUCAUGUAUCUGGAUCUAGUCCUGACUUAGUCUCAACCAGAACUGCUUUGAACAGACUAGGUUAUAUACCUAAUCCUGUGGUCAAUUAUCGACCUAAUGCUAUGCCACAUGGGACUUAUAAUAAUCUAAAUUCAGUGCUAAAUCACAAUCCGCAUCACAUGAUCGAUCAGCAUAUUUCCGAUAACAUACAGAAGGUAUACGAUGAGAGAGGGAAUAUUAUGUAUUCUAUGCCGAUGCAUAGACUUAAUUAUCAAAGGCAUAUAGUGUUGCCACAACAGCAGAUAGCUUCGGGAAAAUUAAGCGAUACUCAUGAACCUAUUUAUGAAAACGUACCUUUACCGUGGCAUGAUAAAGUCACUAUGCGAGAUCGAGCGCAAAGUCUUACAACUACCGAUGAAAUAAAUAGAAUAAACGAGAGAAAUGGCAGUCAUCCAACUAUUAACAAAUAUGGGAAUCAUUCAAAACCUUUACUAAACGUGCCUUAUCAAAUAAAAGUCGAACCUGAUAGUCACUACGUAAACGCACAAAUAAUAAAAGGUGUUCGCGAAUCUAGCGUACCAAAAGACUUGAACAUAUCUAAUAGGUCUAUAAACAAAGACGAAUUCGAAACAGUAGCUUUAUCCAUCGAUAAAAUAUCUCUAAAAGACGAUAAUAAUUACGAUGAAACUCCAUAUCAAAGUCUCUCAACUCACCGCGUUUCGAAUAACAAUACGAUAAGUAAAACGAACGAUAACGUAACAAGCAUAAGCGUGCCUGAUAUACGCGUAAACGACUCAGCUUUGUCGAGUUCCGUCAUGAAUUCGACAUAUAGCACUAGCGUGGAGUUAGACUCAACGAAAAGCAGUGUUACUAUGAAUGUGAGUAGUAAUAGUAACGUGAGUAAAGAGAAGAAGCGGAGACGAUGGGGUGUGUUUAUGGGGAGGAAGGAAGUGAAAAGUGCGACCCUGGGGAGAGAUAGAGCGAAGCCGCAGCCCCAACCGGCGAACAAGCAUCGCUGGUCGACAGGCCUGCCCAAGUUUCAGCCGCUACCGCCCAGUAUUACCAAAGAAACUAUGUGUCAACUCCUAGAACGCAAGAUGUCCGACGACCAGCUCUCGUUCGCGUUCGAGCAGAUCCCCAAAGGCCGAGCCACGGGCGGCUCCGUCCGGACAGCUUUGCUACCUCAACACGCCGCCCUCAACGGACUGAGCGCGGACGAUUUACCCUAUGAAGACAAUAGGGUGAAGUUGCAUCCUACGCCAGCGAAUCCGCAUGGGUAUAUGAACGCGUCACAUAUCACGAUGACCGUAGGCAGUACGCAGCGCUUCUACGUGGUGGCGAAGGUGGAUCAUAACGUGCCCGCCGCCAUGCUGUGGGAAUGCGCGUGGCAGGUUGGCAGUAUACUAUUGGCUCGUGUGGGAGCCGAGCGACCACAUUAUUUACCGCCUGAAGACUGUACUGCUGACAUUGGCAAGUUCCAAGUAACAUCGAUGCGUGAAUCUCGCGCUUCUUGGGGUGGGUCGGUUCAGCUGCGCGUGCGCUGCGGCGGCCGCUCGAGGACGGUGUGGCACGUGCACUAUCGGCUGUGGAACGAACCGGCACCGGAACUAGUUCAGCCAUUCCUUGAAUUUCUAGCGGAACUAAACGGGCUCCGCCUAGCGUGCGAGACGGAAGCGGACGCGCUGGGCGGGCACAACGCGCCGCUGCUGGCGAGCUGCGCGGGCGGGGCGGCGCGCGCCGGGCUCGCCACGGCCGCCGCAUUACUGCUGCACAUUGUCGACUGCAACCAGGAGCUUGACAUCCCUCGCACCAUAGGCCUGUUACACCAGCAACGAGCCAAUCUCAUCAGCAACGUGCAACAAUACAAGUUUCUGCACCAACUGCUCCUACACUAUCUCAAGCAAUCGCGACUCAUUUAAAACCUACCUCGAGGUAUUUAGACCACUAUCACAGGGCGGACACGCUAUACAUCAAAAAUCGCGUUUCUAUGUGUGAACGGCACGUACAUGCGGCAUGCGUCAUUGUGUGAGUAAGUUGCUUAAAAACAGUACUGAGCGGCCGGCGAAUGCCCGUCAAUCUGCUGUCGCGGGGCGAGGUACUUCGAGUCAGGGCGGGGCGGGGCGCGGCCGUUCUAUAUGAUAAUACUAUUACUUAUUCUGUGCCACUAUCCUGGCUCAUUUAGACUAUGGUCCGACUAAUGUCUACCUUACUUGAAAGUGUAAAGGUGACUUUGAUAGCGUACGACGGCGCUGAGGGAUUGACUAGUUACGACGCUUUUAGGUGUUCAAAAGGAUAAAAUCGCUGUCCCAAGGUAUUUGGAUCACGGUCGCGAGGUAUUUAGACCACAGUUCCGAGGUAUUUAGACCACAGUUCCGAGGUAUUUAGACCACAGUUCCGAGGUAUUUAGACCACAGUUACGAGGUAUUUAGACCACAGUUCCGAGGUAUUUAGACCACAGUUCCGAAGUAAUUAGACCACAGUUCCUAGGUAUUUAGCCCCAGUUCCGAGGUAUUUAGACCACAGUUCCGAGGUAUUUAGACCACGGUCCGACUGAUUAACACCACGAUUCGACUUAUUCAGACCACGGUUGCGACUCAUUCACACCGCGGUCAUGACGCGUUUUGGCAGCCGCAGAAAUUAUGGACCUGUCGGCAAGUUGUCUGAACCAAGACGAAAUUUUUUUACCAAUAGAGGAACUAAAUGUUUAGUUGUAUGUGAAAAACCAACAACUGCCUGGUAGGUCAAAACGAGCAUAUUUAUACAACCUUGAAUAAAAAAGGAACGAGAGAAUUUUAAUUAAUAAAGAAAAACUAGAUUUCCUGGGUUUUUUGACAAUGAAGUUUAAAAAGGGACAAGGUAAAGGAAAUGGAUCCGACGGUUACUUUCAGAAGAUCAUGUCGUGAAGGCAUUUGCGGCUCCUGCGGCAUCAACCUCCAGGGUGUCAACUGCCUGGCGUGCAUAACGGAGAUACCAAAAGAUAAAGUGAUCACUAUACUGCCGCUACCACACAUGUACGUCCAGAAACACUUAGUGGUCGAUAUGACACACUUUUUUCGUCAAUAUAAAUAGUAUCAGGCCCUAUCUUGUGCAUCCAGACCCCCUACCCAUGGGCAGAACGCAGUAUGCACAAAGUAUCUAGGACAACAGUAAGUUAGUUGGUUUGUACGAGUGCAUUCUAUGUGCUUGCUGCUCGACAUCGUGCCCCAGCUACUGGUGGAACGGCCGCAGAUUCCUAGGACCUGCUUCAUUGUUGCAUACUUACCGAUGGGUGAUAGACUCGAGGGACGCAGAUACAGAUCGGAGGCUGUGGGACGUCAGAGAUGACUUUAAAGCGUUCAGGUGUCACACUAUAAUGGUCUGCAUGUUGGUUUGCCCGAAAGGCUUGCAUCCAGCUCGACAGAUUUCAAGUUUGAAGCGGUUAAUAUCGAAAGUGGAGAAAAAACCGGAGCCGGAAUUGGAUCCUUUGGCGUUUGCCAAUGUGGGUAUAAAAUCGGCGUCUUCUUGUGGUCCAUCUGCUGGCGGAGGUGGGUGUAAAAGCAAGUGAAUCAAUAUUUUUAUUAGUUAAGCGCUUGAUUAUAUUAAAAUGCAUUUGUUGUUGUUGUUGUAAACAAAGGUAUUAAAAGGACAUAUUAAAAGGUUUCUAUAACUAUGACCCCUCAGAUGUAAAAAAUAAAUAUCAGGGGACAUCUUACACAGAUCAACCUAGCCCCAAACUAAACAAAGCUUGUACAGUCGAGUUCAUAAAUAUGUAUACAUUUCUUCACCCUAAUCCAUUGCCAUAAAGUGAAAAAAUGUAUACAUAAUUAUGAACCUGACUGUACUAUGGGAGCUAGACGACGAUAUAUGUACAUACUUAUAUAGAUAAAUACAUACUUGUAUACAUAGAAAACACCCAUGACUCAGGAACAAAUAAUAUGUAUGAAUUUGUAACGAAAAUAUUUUGUCGCAGUUUUGGCAGACAAAAAAAAUCUUUAUAAAGGAAACGCCUAAUGAUAUUGAUAUUCAGUUGUUUUUAUACAAAAACUACCCUAUAUAACCAGAAAAUAAUAUCGCAUGCUGUUUAUGUAAGCGCCCUAUGAUUGAAAAUGUUUUCAGAACAUUGUAUUUAUAAAUAUUUUAUAUUCAAAACGAGAUUGUAAAGUAUAAUGAAAUGAAUUGUUGUGCAUAUUUGAUUGAUAAUUUUAUAGCCCUACGGCGUUGUAUGAACUGUUUUACUAUUGUAUGAGACGCAUGCAGUAUUGUAUUGUUAUUUAAAUUAAGCGAGUUUUUAUAUUGUGCCUUUAUAGUUUGACACUAUCGAUAUAAUAAUGAGUAACAAUAAUUUAUGUGACUGCUACAUAAUGAAAGGCAUUAAAAUACGAGUGUGGGUUUAUGAAACUCGCUUUCAGCUCGUUUCAUAAAACAUCACACGAGUGACCUGUCAAUAUUUAGAAGCAAAGCCAAUAAUCGUGUCAUUAUUAUGUGAUAGUGUCACAAUAAUUUCUAAUUUGAUCUGCUCAAAAAAAUAUUCAUAAUUAGUAGAUAUGUCAGUGGGCAUAUAAGUUUAUCAUAGUACUUCUAAUCGUUAACUUUAACAACAAAAUUUUCUAAUUAAUGAUAAUGAUGAACAUUGAAUAGGCACAGCCUAAUUUGUAAAGCCAGUGCACACCGCAGACGUGCGCGUUGUAAUAUAUGGAAGCUUAUGAGAAGUGGCACACUGCUUGCGUCACGUGUGCGUGUACGGCUCCAAGAUUUUAGCGCUAGCGCACGUGUCGGUGUGCUCUGGCCUGCAUUGUAUUAUAUGUAACUUAUUAGCAAAACUGAAUUAGUUAAGAUCACAUGUUUGUCGAAAAACUAGUCAAGGGUUUUUGAAAUAAGUUACAAAUACAUAAAGCUCAAUUUUUUUUUUGUUUUAGUUCUUAGCAGAUCAAAUUGACUAAUGCGUUGUAUAAUAAGCUCUAACAUAUUUUUCUUAAGACGUAUUUUAAGAAAUCGUGUGCCUUAACUCGGAGAUUAUAAUAGGGAUCUGAAGUUAUUCUCGUGUGCCUUCGUAGUUAGUUAAUUUUUAAUUGAAUUUUAUAAACUUAUUAAUAUUUUUUAUAAAUUUUUGGCUACAAUUUGUUAGUAAUUUAAUAAACUGUUGUAUACAAGUCACAAUUUUAUAACGGUUUGGUCGAGAAAAAUUUAAACGGCGCUAAUAGUAAAAAUACCUGAUAAAAAAAACUCAUAUUUAAUAUAGGAAUUUUUGUCCAUCAGUGGAUUUAUGAAUAUGUUAGGUACUUACUACUUACCACCCACGGGCAAUAAAAGACUUUUCAUUAACCCGUUUCCAGGUCGCACCAAUCUACAAGAUUUACCCAAAAAAUUCUAAUAUAUUCCAAUUAAUCCAGCUCUGAUCCAAUCUCGUUUGAAUCUUAAAAAGGAAUGCUGAACUGAAGUUGAAAUUCUAUUGACACGUAUGUGGUCGAUAAAUCGUACUAUGCCUGGAAAAGGGUUAAGGAGUGAACUACAAACACCCGAGAUUUCAAGAGAUAAUGUGCAUUGGAGUGAGUUUGAAAGUGGGAUAGUUUUGCAAGUGGCUAAUAUCUACUAAGAAGCACUUUCCAUUGUAGCAACGUUCAGUAUUAACUAUGCUUAUAAGCGUUGCAGUAGCGUAAGUGUUGCUAUAGUAACAAAUGUUUCUGGUUUAGUAUAUUACCCAUUUUCAAAAUAAUUAAAGCUACCCCAUGCACCUUACAUAAGUAUACAGUGUGGAAAGAAUGAAUGGGCCCUGGAGGGAAAGUACCUCAAAACCUUAAGUUAGCUCAUUUUGCUUAAAGGACACAUUAUUUUAUUUUUGAAAAUAAACAAAACUAGUUUUUUUUUUUUUUUUUUUUUUCAAUUUUGUCUAAAAAUAUUCUUGAAUACUAAAUAUUCGAUUUUAUGGAUAUUUUGUACGACAGACGAGUGUAAGGCCUAAUGUUUAUUGGAGAAAUGUUAUGAAGUAUAUGAAUAGUAGAAUAAAAUAGCGAGUGUUUAUUUAUUUUAUUUUUUUGUCGGUUCGAUUCCCGGGUGAAACAAGCUAAUUUUAAAAAAUCUUUUAAUGCAGUUUUGUUUCUUUUUAAAAAUAAAAUAAUGUUGCCUUUGAGCAAAAUGAGCUCACUUAAGGUUUUAGGGCACUUUCCAUCCAGGGUCUAUUCAUUCUUUCCACACUGUAUAUUUGUACAACCCUUAAGAAUCUUCUGCAAAAUUGAUAUUUUUAACAUGAAAUUUUAAACGCUCUAAAAAUAUGUAAGUGUAAUUCCCUAAACAUUUUUACAUGUUUUAUGCCUGUGUUCAUUCAGUAAAACUUAUGAUUGUAUUAUAUCUAGUCGAAAGGCAACUCCAUAUUAAGUCUAAGUAACGAUAUGUUUUGCACAAACUUGUUAAUCUCAAGUUUUAUAUGCAUUUUAUUUUCCAUCGGUCAAACCAAUGAUAUCUAAUGCAAUAACUUUUACUGACUUAUUGAGUAUUUGUAUUUCUUUGUGAAAUAAUUGAUAUUUAUAUUAUUAAAGAUUUUUUUUGUA